Messenger RNA from Neltuma alba, 3349 nucleotides. Its product is annotated as protein FAR1-RELATED SEQUENCE 6-like. Lineage: Eukaryota; Viridiplantae; Streptophyta; Magnoliopsida; Fabales; Fabaceae. The transcript has 3 exons. Gene Ontology annotation, molecular function: zinc ion binding. Gene Ontology annotation, biological process: regulation of DNA-templated transcription. The record is from RefSeq and is a predicted model, not a curated record. The coding region runs from base 290 to 2329 and encodes 679 amino acids.
CUCAAUUCGUUCCCCAUUUGGGUCUGCCCAACGAACCUUGUUGACCCUUGUGGAGGCGUGAGGAUUGAAGAACGGCAAGGAUCACGCACAGUUCUCACGCUGCAGAAGUGAAUUAGGGCACGGAAGGAGAAUAUUUAGCUACCUUUGUGAUAAGUUCUGGUUGUAUUUCUGUGUUAUUUUUACAUUCUCGCGAGUAAUCCAAAGAUCUUGCGGCCAGCAUUAAGUCACUAUGUUGAAGGGCAAACGUUAUUGAAUCUCCCGCUAGUGAUAAUUCAAUGUAUGAAAGGAAAUGGCUAAUCACACUGAUUCACUUAUUCCAUUAGACAUUAAUGCCAAUGAAUGUGCGGUUGAUGUGGCAUAUCAUUCACCAAAGGAACGUGGCCCUGAAAUCCGUAAUUCAGAUGAAAAUGAUGUUGUUCCUACACCACAUAACGGUAUGAUAUUUGGUUCGGAGGAUGAGGUGAGAUCAUACUAUGCAAAAUAUGCCAGCCAAGUAGGUUUUGGCGUCAUGACAAGAACCUCAAGGAAGGUAGCUGAUGGCAAGAUUGGGUAUUUUAUACUUGCAUGUUCUAGAGAAGGAUUUAGAAGAAACAGUAGAAGAAAUCCCAUCAGAAGUGUUCCAUCAAGGAAACAGAAGUGUGAAGCCAGGAUCAACGUUUCUUUAUGUAAAGAUGGAUUCUACAGGAUUCAAACAGUUACGCUUAAUCACAAUCAUGAACUGAGUCCAGGUCAGGAUAUUGACAUGCGAGCUAAGAGGAAACUAGACCCAGAAGAUCAAACUGAGGAGCAGAUGAACAAGAGUUUCCGGUCUUUAGUGGUUGGAAAUGGGGUUUAUGAUAAUGUGACAUUGUGUCCAAAUGAUUGUGGAAGCUAUAUUCGGACAGGAGGCCGGUUGAUUGGUGCAAAUGGAGAUGGUAAUGCUCUUUAUAAAUAUUUCAUGCGCAUGCAAGAACAAGAUUGCAAUUUCUUCUAUGUGAUUGAUUUGGAUGAAUAUUUAUGUGUGAGGAAUGUUUUCUGGGCUGAUGCUAGGAGUAGAGCUGCAUACAAGUCAUUUGGUGAUGUGGUAACAUUGGAUACAACAUAUGUCUCUGACCAAUACAAAUUACCCCUCGUGUCUUUCGUUGGAGUGAACCAUCAUGGGCAAUCUAUACUUUUUGGUUGUGGGUUGAUGUCAUGCAGGGACAUGAAGUCGUUUGUUUGGUUGUUCCAAUCAUGGUUACAUUGCAUGCAUGGUGUGUCACCAAAAGGCAUCAUAACAGAUGAAUGCAAGGCCUUGCAAAAUGCACUUAAAAUUGUAUUCCCCUUUGCUCGACAUCGUUGGUGUUUAUGGCAUAUAAUGAAAAGAUUUCCUGAAAAGUUAAGUCAGCGUGCUGACUACAAGUUGAUAAGUUGUCGUUUAAAAACUGCUAUAUAUGACACACUUACUCCCAAUGAAUUUGAGAUGAAUUGGAAAACAACCAUGAAGGAAUUUGGUCUACAGGACAAUGAAUGGUUGGAUGAGUUGUACCUUGAGCGACAUCGAUGGGUGCCUACCUUUGUAAAGAGUGAAUUUUGGGCUGGAAUGUCUACCAUUCGAUAUGGUGAAAUUAUGCAUCCUUUUUUUGAUGGCUUUGUUGGGUGCCAAACUACAUUGAAACAAUUUCUUGAUGCAUAUGAUAAUGCAUUGCAAGCCAGGGCAGAGAAAGAGUUUGAAGCUGAUUUCCGCUCAUUUUGCAUUAGUCUUUCUUGUGCUACUAAGUCUCCAUUUGAGCGGCAGUUUCAAACUGCUUACACUCAUGCAAAGUUUUUGGAGGUUCAGCAAGAGUUUGUUGGAAAGGCUGAUUGUAACAUGGUGGUUGUUCAUGAUGAAGGUUCUGUUUGUCGUUAUAAUGUUAUUGAAGAUGUGAUGGUAGAAGGUAAACCUAAAGAAGCUUCAUUUGGAGUUAUAUUUGACAGGAUAAACUAUGAUGUGAAGUGCGCUUGCCACAUGUUUGAGUUCAGAGGAAUAAUAUGUAGGCACUCGCUUGCUGUACUGUCCCAAGAGCGAGUUAAAGAGAUUCCAUGUAAGUAUGUUUUGGAUAGAUGGAGAACAGAUCUAAAGAGGAGACACGCAUACGUUAGGACCAGUUACACUGUUAAACAACUCAAACCUCGAAUUGAAAGAUUUGAUCUGUUGUGCAAGCAAUUUGACUCUGUCGCUGAAGUUGCUGCUGAAUUUGAGGAAACAAGUGCGUUUGUAAGUAAUACCCUUUGUGACUUGAAGGAGAAACUGGAAGCAUGGGCAAGCCAUAUGAGAAACUCAUCUGAGGCGGCAGCACCAAUAAGCUGUGCUAUUAACGGUGCUUCUUGAAAUACAAGUAAGAACACGCUCAUUUCAUCAAUUGUAUUCGACUAGGAAUAUUUCUUUUGCAAGCAUAGUAUCAAAGACAAAUGUAAAUGCAAGAAAAAUUGAGCUUCAGCAAAUAUAAAAUUUGCGUUGUUUGCAGCCUCCAAAGAAGUUCACUAUAUGAUGUAAUUAGAGACACCAACGAGCUUCCUUUUUGGAGGUCCGACGGGAAAAUUUUUCAUACCAUGCAACAUUCGAGGGUAAAUAUAAUGACAUUAGAAGCUGCAGGUAUUAAUAUAUUCCUCCGGUCUUUAAUGUAGGACUCAUUUUAUAAUAUAAAGUAUAUUACAAAAUGGGUUUUACUUUUAAGUACUUUUAAGAGCAGAGGAGUAUAAUUUAUUGUUCUGGCCAAAUACAUUUGUAGAUAUAUAGAACUUAUUAAAUUCCUUUUUAUUUAGCGAUAUAACUAAAAAAAAAAAUUUUUAAAAAAAGAUGGCCGCAGUGUUAAUGAUGGCGGAGAAAAAGUCAUCGAGAUACAAGCCAUCUAAUGAAUCCAUAAAACCAAUUGUAAAGCAUAGUUUAGUAUUUGCUGUCCAAUGUAUCCAUGUAUAGAUUGACCAGGAAUCGGUGGUGUGUUCCGGUGGAGCCGAAAAGGUAGUACAUUAUUAUGGAGUGACUUGACCUGAACUAAACUAUGAUUGAUAGUUUGGUUGCGCCAGCUUUUUUGGUUUUCUAUGUAUUGGUUUGGAUAUAUUUAUCACUUAUCAGGUUUUUGAUAUGGGAGUUUGGGCAUGUGUGUGCAGUUUAGCACAUUUGCUGAAAUUAUUUCCCUUAGAAAACCUGCAGUGGCGUAAUCUAACAUCAGCCUGGCCUAAUCAAGAGAGAAUUUUUUUGAAGUGCUUGGCAUCACUAUUUGAAUCUAAAUUAUUAUUAGGAGUUUUAGCUGAUAACAAACCAAAUGAGAAGAUUUUUUAUUUGGCCAGCACAUAAUACUUUGUUCAUAUUAAGGGAUUUAUACUACUGUCAGUCCUUGUACUCGUCUUA